Messenger RNA from Mugil cephalus (flathead mullet), 2083 nucleotides. It is a transcript of the gene pafah1b3, whose product is annotated as platelet-activating factor acetylhydrolase, isoform Ib, gamma subunit. Lineage: Eukaryota; Metazoa; Chordata; Actinopteri; Mugiliformes; Mugilidae. The record is from RefSeq and is a predicted model, not a curated record. The transcript has 5 exons. The coding region runs from base 320 to 988 and encodes 222 amino acids.
UGAUUUAAUGGCAGCCUGUAUUCAGUAAUAACUCUAAAUGUAGAUGUGUUUAAAGCUUCAUCUGUUCCCUUUGGCACAGUAUAGGCUUGUAUAAUUCAGCGUUAACACGUCUAAUGUUACAACUGUCGGACCGUGGUCCCUUAAACUAUACAUAUCUUGUGAUUUAGCAAGUCGGCUAGCUGCUGUUGCUAAUUCUGCCACCUUCCAUCGAUUUUGCCGGUAGUUUUAGCGAUAGGUUGUUGACUGAUCGGCUUGUUUGCGUUGCUAAAACUAUCAACAGCUCUACGUGAUUGUCUUCCUAAACAGGUAGAGCCAAGUCAUGAGUGCAGGAGACUCAAACCCAGCCGCCACACCCACUCCCUGUGAAGACAUCCAAGGAGACGGACGAUGGAUGUCUCUGCACAACCGCUUUGUGUCUGACAGCAAAGACAAAGAACCUGAUGUCCUGUUUGUUGGAGACUCCCUCAUUCAGCUCAUGCACCAGUUUGGGAUCUGGCGGCAGUUGUUCUCUCCUCUCCAUGCCCUCAACUUUGGAGUGGGUGGUGAUGCAACACAACAUGUGCUGUGGAGACUGAGCAACGGCGAACUGGAUAACAUCAGCCCAAAGGUUGUUGUGCUCUGGGUUGGCACCAACAAUCAUGGUCACAGCCCUGAGCAGAUCUGUGGAGGCAUCUUGGCUAUCGUCCAAGUCAUCAAGAACAAGCUCCCCCAUGCUCACACGCUCGUACUUGGUUUACUCCCCAGAGGUAAAUCACCAAAUCCUCUGCGCGAGCGAAAUGCCAAGGUUAACAAGCUAGUCCAAGAGGCUUUAUCAUCUCUACCCCACGCAUCUUUCUUCAACGUGGACCCUGGCUUCGUCCACUCCAGUGGUUGCAUCUCCCACCAGGACAUGUAUGACUACCUUCACCUGACUCCUCAGGGCUACCAGGCUGUGUGUGAACCCCUCCACGCUCAUCUCAAAUCCAUGCUAGAUAAACCUGAAAACUGAGAAAGCAGGUUACAAAUAUACACUACCACAGUGGUCCUCGUCCCUGUCUCUGGAGAGCAUCCCACGCUGAGUAGUAAGGCCUUGAAUGGUGGAUUAAAUCGAUUACUAAGGGCUAAGAGCUGCACAAAGUAUCGUGGAAGUGAUCUCCUUGGCCAGGGUUGGUGACCACUGUUACAGAUAAUGGGACCAUAUGUUUUUUUGUUUUUUUUUUCUUUUUUUUGUGUGUGUUUACAAUACAGUCAAAAAUUUAAUGUGCGACAAAUCCCUGCCUCAGUUCCCAGAACACCUGUUUCGCUAGCUUUCAGUUCUCAGGAUGAUUUUUCACAGAGGGAUUGUUUCAUUUCUCUACCACAUGUUACAAGGGAAAAUGUCUAAAGGUCAUCACAAUAAAAUCAAAUUUAAAGAGAUGACCUUUAGAACCUAGCCAACGUUAUGUAGAUCAAAACAUGACUUUGCCGCAGCAUAUAGAAGGUUUCAUUUAUGGCCUAAAUGCUAAAUAACUGGAAUAACUAUAUUACCUUAAAUUCAGAUCUUUAAGAAGGACUAAUGAAAGAACCCUGCUUUGACAAAACAAACUAUCUGACUGAGGCCACAGGAACAGGAGUUACUUGGAAAAGAGCUUGGGACUCUUCAGGUUUAUAUGCCUCUACACAAGUACCCAGAGUCCCACCUUUGUUUGGACAUAGCUUUACAGUAUUGUGAUGUCUGAUAUUUUUUUUGUACAUGUUAAUUUGGACCAAAGCUUUUGAUUUUCGUUUACAAAACAAUUGACCAUUACUGUCUCUUUUCUUUUCAUCAGGUCAUAUUAUCUUAUGAAUUCCCCUUUUCAUUCACCUACCCUAACAGUUCCUGUCACAGGCUGUUGAUGUAUUUGAGUGGGUUGUGAUGCUGCACUGAUACACCCGUCUGCUUGUGCUUCAAGGCCAAUCUCUUCUCUAACGUUGCAAGCCCAUGAGACACUUUAAAAUGCUUUACUUCACACUAACAUGCUUCUGAACCUUUCCAGACACGGAUUGCGCUACAGGAUUUGAAUUAUGUUCCGGGAUGAGUGAUUGUGGAUGUGAUGAAAGAAAUACAUUAAAUAUCAAAACAAGA